This is a messenger RNA of Botrytis byssoidea, 2747 nucleotides long. RefSeq lists its product as uncharacterized. Gene Ontology annotation, molecular function: protein binding. The record is from RefSeq and is a predicted model, not a curated record. Lineage: Eukaryota; Fungi; Ascomycota; Leotiomycetes; Helotiales; Sclerotiniaceae. Bases 816 to 2312 code for a protein of 498 amino acids. The transcript has 5 exons.
AAUUAUUUUCAUGGAUUCAGAGUUCGGCUGUAGAUAUUCAACUUCCUCAUUUUUACCCCUUCAUCACUUAUCAUCACUUAUCAUCUCUCUCUCGCUAGAGGGAGGUAAAGUUAGUAACCUUUUGAGCCGCCACCGGUGAGCUUAAAAUUAUAUUGUGAUCGUUUUGACUUCCAGUCAUUGACUAAUAAUACCUCAACACCUGUACAAGUAGUCGUUUCAAUAAUUCUCUUCGAUCUCUUGACCUAUUAUCUCCUUCACGAAAAAACAAAUAUAUUUCUUUCUUCUUUAAACUUCAUAAAUACAUCCCAUCGGCCGAAGGCUAAAUUACCUUGUUGUCCUGCUGUAAACUACGCUAACUGUGUAGAUCGCAAUAAUCAAGCUUUCUCAUCUAGUGCAUUGAAACAACAACCGACGAAUAUUUCCGAUUCACAUCUGAAAUAGGAAGCCCACCAACCAUCCAUACAUACACCGUACACCAUUUUCACCGUAUAGUUCUUACCGUCCAAGAGAUAUCACAGUGAAACUAAACAGAUGAAAAGCUUGCGAGCAUUAUCAAAUGAUCAAUUAAGAUAUCAUCAUCAUCGAAAAAGACGUUAAGGAAGACAUUUUCAAAAGAAGAUAUCAAUCCCAUCGUACCCAACCAUAUCUGAUUGAACAAUCUACAACAUUGUACCCAGUCUAUCUCGGUCUGGUCAUAAGGACACAAACAUUCCCCCUUCGUCCUCUUUAAUAUCUGCUCCACCUUCCAAGUUAGAGGGCCUUCUCGAUAGAGCAGAUCAAACGAGCUUUCUUUCGUUUAACAGAGGAUCUAUCAAAUGGAGAACGAAAAAUACUUGCAUGGUGGGUUGGAUCCCGGCAUCGAAUCGACUGUACAGUUAGUCGAGGCAGUGGAAAGUCCGGAUAUGAGCAGUUUCUUCUCUUCCCAGGAAGCACUAUCCUCUGAAUUAUCUCAAUCCAAAAAUGCGGCAUUUCCGGGCAUCAAACCCCCCAUUGAAAUCCAGCUCAGGCUAGCCCGCCUUCCGGUUGAGAUACUUCGCCAAGUUUCUUCCUAUCUUUCGCCAUGCGAUCUGAUAAAUCUGGGCAAGUCGUGCAAGAUAUUGUAUGAUAUCACAGAAACUGAUUCACUUUGGCGGCACCUCGUACAAGAAAAUGUCCCCGGUAUCAAGCUUAAUUCUCCUUUUCCAUGCGAGUCUUUUAAGAAACUUUACCAAUCUCAUGAUCCUCACUGGUUCCUGACCAAGAACAAACUAUGGUUUGGCGAUUCUGAUUACUACGGGCAGCUUAUGAUUUCUAAAUACAACCCUGAGAAUGGCUCUAUCGGAUUAUACAGACUUCUAACCCAAAGAUCAACACCUCAAUUUUGUACAUGGAAGGAUGAUACGUCAGUCGUGAUUCAUUGCUUUGACCCCAGAACGCAUUUAGCUACUUGUCCUCAGCAACUAGACCUCCAUUCUUAUUCGCACCGGUCCCUAUCAGAUACGGGUCAUGCUGAACGCAGGCUCAAGGGCGAGGUACCGCUAAAAGUGGUCGAUCGCGGAAAUUCUAGUCGGGAAUGUCCUUCUAGGUUCUUGCUAUCAAAAUUGUUAGUAGGUAAUCAGCCCAACAGGCCGCAAGCGAAUAAAUGGCCACCGCCAAAGAUUCCAGCAAAAUUUCGAGCAGAUCGUCCUACCAUUUUCGAUAAUUCAUGUACAGCUACAUGGGGUCGACCCGAGAGUCGUUCUCAGAUCAAUGAGAAAUCAUUUCGAAUUAGAGGCUGGAUGGAAAUGAAUGGUCUGGUACAAAUAGGAGAUCAAAUCCAAACAUAUUCGACUCUUGAUUUUGAAUUGUAUACACCCACAGAGGACAAGCCUUAUAGAGGUAUCUUUGUCGGGGACUACUCAGGUCAUGGUUGCGAAUAUCUACUAUUAGAUCAACGAGAUGGAACUCAGAAACAGGACGAACCAAAUAUAUCGAAGUUAAGAGGCGAAUCGCACGAAGCGUGGGAAGCAAGAAAAAGACAAGCACGAACUCCCACAGGUUCUCUAUGCGCUAUUAAAUUGACUGGAGAUCCAAAUAUACCUCGAGGGGAAAUUACAUGGGUCGCUGAUGAUAUUAGUGACAAGGGGCUAGUUCGUUAUGGCGAGAAGGAUUGGCCUGGUGCAAGAAUCGUGAGGAGUCGCGGUCAAAUUGCCAAUCAAGGAUAUAAAAAUCCAAAAUAUAUCGAAACGGAGCUGAUAAUGAUAUCCCCAGACGUGUUGGCACAGCACUGGGUACCCUUCGGGCAUAUCUCUUUCUUUCAUAGAGUAGAUAUUGACAGCUAUGUAAAUCAAUAGCUGGAAAAUUAUAUGGAGGAACAUAAUAUGAAGGAAGGAUAAGACCUCUGUGAUAUCUUGAAGAUGGUCUAGAUGACUGAAUUAAGUUUGGGAUGAUAUCUAUUCGGGAGCGCGAUGGUCAAACUAAGCGGCAUACCAGACUCGAACGAACUACCUAGGACUAUGAGGACUAUCUGAUGAUAAGUUUCGAUUUUACGAUUCAACGCGAAAGUUGGUCCUUCAGUAUCUGAUGAUACGACCGGCAUGUUUUGUUUUUUUUGUUUUUUUCUGCUAUUCAUUGCACUUACUGCGUUUAUUGCACAGUAUGGAUGGAGUUUUGAAUGAUAAUACACCAGGAGUUUAAAGGAUUGGAUCUAUUUUAGGAUACUAUUAUCGCUUUGUUUCUUUGUACAUAAACUGAUACCUAGCUAUUUUAAUAACAAUUCAUCAUAUGGU